CAUGACUGUCAGCUGACCACGUGUAGCGGGAAGGAGCCGUUGUAAAUAGUCUUCUGUCCAACGGUUAAAGUUAGAAGUAAUGUUUAAUUAGCUUUUUAUUACUCGUGACAUUAUCUUUCAUUGACACUUUUUCUUUAGUAUGUGAAUAGGCGACAGGUCGGUUUCUAUUUAUGCAUCUCUCCCUCUAAAGAAUUCAACUGAAAAGGUCCAAAAGACCAAAUAGUCCAAACACUGUACAAAGAAGAAGUGCCUUUAAGAUCAGAUGUCCUCCUCUUCUUCCUCCUCACACUCCUCCUCCACUACUACGUCCGUUCUCCUGAAUACAGGGGUUCAGAUGCCCCUCCUGGGUUUGGGGACCUACAAGUUGUUGAGUCCUGAAGAGGUCUACCGGGCUGUGGACGCAGCGCUGCUUGCUGGUUAUCGGGCCUUUGACAGUGCAGCUGUCUACCGAAACGAAGCUGACCUGGGCCGAGCCCUGAAGGAGCUCCUGCCUAAACAUGGCUUAACCAGAGAGGAUGUGUUCAUAACCAGUAAGCUGGGCCCCAAGGAUCAGGGUGAGAGGGCCUUGGAAGGAGCUCUCAACAGUCUGUCACAGCUGGACUUGGGUUACAUUGACCUCUACCUGAUCCACUGGCCGGGCACACAGGGUCUGGUAGUGGCUGACCAACGCAACCCAGGCAACCGAGCUCAGAGUUGGGCCACACUGGAGGAGCUGCAUGCCCAGGGGAAGCUGAAGGCCAUAGGAGUGUCCAACUACACACCAGCGCACAUGAGAGAACUGAUACAGAGCUGCAAGAUCCCUCCUGCGGUGCUACAGGUAGAAUUUCACCCACGGCUGUGCCAGACGGAGCUGAGGAGUGUGUGUGAGGAGUAUGGGGUAUGUUUUCAAGCCUACUCCUCAUUAGGGAAAGGAGAGCUGAUCACUGACCCUGUGGUCAUGGAGGUGGCAAAGAACUGUGAACGAACACCUGCACAGGUCCUGUUGCGCUGGGCUGUGCAGCAGGGCGUCCCGGUGCUGCCAAAGUCGUCAAAUCCAGACAGAAUAAAGGACAAUGCCAGGCUUUUUGACUUUGCACUGAGUGACACAGACAUGGACAGACUGACAGCUUUGGACUGUGCUCACAAGUACUGCUGGGAUCCAUCAGAAGUAGUUUGAUAGACCACUAGUGGAACAAACUUCAAUCAUCUUCCCUGAUGCAUCUUUAAUGCCGCUGUUUUUCAGUUCUGCCUGUCAAUAAUGUGGUGGUGGGAAACCACCAGAAAAAGCUGGAAAUUGUGUUCAGCUGAUUUUUUUUUUUCCUGGGUUGCCAGCAGAUUUCAUGUGGUAAAUAGGAUAAUGUAUUGAGGAUUUAGUUAAAUGAGAUAUGUGAGAGUUCAAGUAACAUUGGCUAAUAGGUUUUCCCUGUUUAAUGUGACCCAUAUCCCAUGAAACACUGAGAGCCUUUUCAGGCAGUACAUACAUACUAACCACAUUUUCCCUGUUGUAUACAAAUCUGUCAGUGUGCCAGGAUUUUAAGAGUAGUUCCAUAUUCUUUGUUGCCUCAUACUGUUCUUUAAUCAUACUUUUACAAAGUGAAGUUUGUUCCAGCUUUCCUGUUUGAAUUGGCCAUGAAUUAAACAGUCACUUUAAAACCAC
Molecule: messenger RNA, 1636 nt
Organism: Micropterus salmoides (largemouth bass)
Lineage: Eukaryota; Metazoa; Chordata; Actinopteri; Centrarchiformes; Centrarchidae
Exons: 6
Coding region: 263-1156 (297 amino acids)
Molecular function (GO): oxidoreductase activity
Source: RefSeq, a predicted model, not a curated record